AAAUAAGUGUUCCAAAACUUCUCAUACUGCACUUUGGUUCUUGUCGAUGAACGAAGCACUAUAAAAUCCAAAUCAGUCUCACCAACUAAGAUAUUGAUUCAAGUUGAUGGAGCUAUCGAGCAAGCAUUUUAAAAUGUCUAGCUCUUUUCUCCUUGUUUACGUUGAAGUUAUAAUUCUUCUCUCACGCUUCAACUUGCAGGGGCUUAACUUACUUGGUUUAGCAGCCCAUGUAGUUAGUGGAAAUGACACAGAUCAACAAGCUUUAUUGGAGUUCAAAGCCAAGAUAACUGGUGAUCAACUCCGGGUUAUGCAAUCCUGGAAUAGUUCCGUGCACUUCUGCCAGUGGCCCGGUGUUACAUGCGGUCGCAGACAUCAGAGAGUCAUCAGGUUAGAACUACAAUACCUAAAACUUGUGGGUUCAAUAUCACCGUACAUAGGAAAUUUGAGCUUUCUCAGGGUAUUGAAUCUUGGAGACAACAGCUUCAACAAUGAAAUUCCCCAAGAAACUGGACGUUUAAGAAGAUUGGAAAUAUUGCAACUGUCCAAUAACUCCAUAAGUGGUGAAAUUCCUUCCAAUUUAUCUGGUUGUUCUAAGCUUAUAUUUUUUCAUGUGAGAGGCAACCAGCUAACCGGAGAAUUACCUGGUUGGCUUGGUCUCUUGUCAAACCUGAAAUUGUUAAGUGUAAGCAACAACAGUUUAAGAGGGAGUAUCCCUCCUGCCUUGGGGAACUUGUCGUCUCUGGAGAAACUUUCUUUGGCCGGGAAUGGACUAAGUGGGGCUAUACCUGAAGCUCUUGGGCAACUGAAAAAUCUUUCAUUUUUCUCCGUGCUAGAAAAUGUAAUUUCUAGUACUAUUCCUGUCUCAAUUUUCAAUCUCUCCAAUAUCAGAGCUUUUGAUAUUGGCGAAAACAGGAUUCAAGGUACUCUUCCUUCUGAAUUAGGAAUCACUAUGCCUAAUAUUGAAUUCUUUUCUGUCUCGGAAAACCAAAUCAGUGGAAAAUUCCCAGUUUCAAUAUCCAAUGCCUCAAACCUCGUGGUACUUCAGCUUUCAAAAAACAAACUUAGUGGAAACUUACCUUCAUUGGGAAAGCUGGAUAAACUAUCGACAUUUCUCAUAUUUAGAAACCAUUUUGGAAAUGGGGGAACAACUGACUUAAACUUUCUCUGUUCUAUUACCAAUGCUACCAAACUAAAACGUCUGCAUAUAGGUGAAAAUAAUUUUGGAGGGGUAUUGCCCGAGUGCAUUAGCAAUUUGUCUAGCACUCUUUCAUUUUUAAUAAUUCGAAAGAACAAAAUAUGGGGGAAAAUACCUGUUGGGAUUGAAAAUAUCAUCAAUUUGGAGAUGCUAGCUGUAUCACACAAUCAGCUAUCAGGUUCCAUUCCCCUUGCUGUUGGGAAGCUUCAUAAGCUAGAGCAAAUUAAUGCUAAUGAUAAUUUUCUAUCCGGAGCUAUUCCCCAUUCUGUUGGAAAUAUGACAAUGUUAACCGAACUUCAAUUAUAUAGUAACAAUCUUCAGGGCAACAUUCCUUUAAGUCUAGGUAACUGUGAAAAUUUGCUUAUAUUGGAUCUUUCUUAUAACAAUCUUAGUGGAUCAAUACCCCGUGAAGUAUUUGGACUCUCAUCCUUGUCCAUUCGACUAGAUUUAUCAUCCAACUAUUUAACUGGUAUGCUUCCAGUUGAAGUAGGAAAUCUGAAAAAUCUAGGUGAAUUGCAUGUUUCUCAAAACCAAUUAUCUGGUUUGCUUCCGAAUAAUCUUGGUAGCUGUGUAAGACUGGAGAAGCUGUUCUUGGAUGGCAAUUUGUUCAAAGGGCCAAUUCCUCCAUCUUGGAGUUCAUUGAGAGGUCUUACAUCAUUAGACAUAUCUGACAAUAAUCUUACUGGUGAAAUUCCAAAAUUUCUUGUGAGCUUUGGGUCAUUACGGUAUUUAAAUCUAUCUUUCAAUGAUUUUGAGGGUAUGAUACCAAUUGAAGGAGUCUUUAAGAAUGCAACUGCUACAUUCGUUGAGGGAAACAGUAAGCUUUGUGGAGGAAUUCCUCAGUUACACUUCUCCAAAUGUAACUCAAAAACAUCAAUCAAUUCCCUCAAAUUAAAAAUUGCGGUUGUUAUUGUGAUUUUAGGAGUGGCUUCAGUAUUCUCUUUUCUCAUUUUAUGGUUUAGAAAGAAGAAAAAACAGCCAACCGGAACCUGUGCAGAAAAUUCACUUUUAAAGUUAUCAUACCGGCGCAUCCUAAAGGCUACCGAUGGAUUCUCCUCGCAAAAUUUGAUUGGUUCAGGUAGUUUUGGUUCUGUAUACAAAGGAAUUCUUCAAGAGAGUGGAGAAGUUAUUGCUGUUAAGGUGCUUAAUCUUCUGAAUCGUAAAGCUUCCAAGAGUUUCUUGGUUGAAUGUGAGGCCUUGAAGAACAUUAGACAUCGAAAUCUUGUCAAGAUAUUAACAGCAAUUUCAGGUGUCAAUUAUCAAGGCAAUGGUUUUAAAGCCUUGGUUUAUGAGUUCAUGGAAAAUGGAAGCUUGGAGGAUUGGCUGCAUCCAUCUACUGGCAUGAAUGAGCAGAAGACGAUAAGACACCUGAAUUUCUCCCAAAGAGUUAAUGUGGCUGUAGAUAUUGCUCAAGCACUGGAGUAUCUGCACCAUCAUUGUGAAACACCAAUUAUCCAUUGUGACCUCAAGCCAAGUAAUAUUCUACUUGAUAAGGAAAUGGUUGGACAUAUAAGUGACUUUGGCUUAGCAAAGAUCCUUUUUACAGACAGGCUUAACCAAUCUUCUAAUCAGUCAAGCUCCCUUGGAUUUAGAGGAACUAUUGGUUAUGCUCCACCAGAAUAUGGCAUGGGAAGCAUGUUGUCAACAAAAGGUGAUGUGUAUAGCUAUGGCAUCCUCUUGCUAGAGAUGUUUACGGGGAGAAGGCCGACUGAUGAAUUGUUCAAAGAAGAUUUCAGCCUUUACAAAUUUGUUAUGGCUGCUUUGCCAGAACGGGUGGUUGAGAUUAUAGAUCCCAUUCUUCUUCAGGAGGGAGUCAAACGAGGAAUUGACAGACAUCUCCAAUGCUGGAAUUCAAUAUUUGAAAUAGGACUCACUUGCUCAGGUGAAUCACCAAGUGAGCGGAUAGACAUGAGUUAUGUUGUUACCAGGAUUUGUUCUGUUAGAGACAAGCUCCGCCCAACUCGAAUACGUCAUGAGGGCCAAACUCUAUAUGCUGGUCAAUCAGCAGGUAAUAAUUUCUUCUUAUGCUGAAGUAAACAAUUAGUGUUAUGCUUAACAAAAUACUUAAUCAUUACAUGACUCAAGGACAUUAAUUUCCUUUACUUUUUUAAUAAAUCUUGUGUUCAAAUGAUUUAACAAGUAAAUUGAUUUUUGGUUAUAUUCUGUCAAAGUAAAUAUGAUGGUUUUAAGGUUUACUUGUUUUCAUAUGCUGUAGGUACUUAAGAUGCCUUAUUGAUAUGGACUUGAGAGCCAUGGGUCAAGCAAACUUGAGCUUUUCUCUUUUAUUCACAAUCUAUAUGGUAUUUGCAGGACUCCCAAUUUCUCUUAAAAACAUUUUCUUAGAGAAAAGAAAAUAAAUGUGGGAGUGUUUCGACCAAUAAUUUGUUUGUGUAAUAUGUAUUAAUGUUUCCUUUUUGUUGUUGCAUCAUCAACUCUUUUAUUCACAAUCCGUGGCUAUUAAUGGUUGCUUUAAAUUGUUG
This is a messenger RNA of Durio zibethinus, 3675 nucleotides long. The record is from RefSeq and is a predicted model, not a curated record. Lineage: Eukaryota; Viridiplantae; Streptophyta; Magnoliopsida; Malvales; Malvaceae.